Molecule: messenger RNA, 4887 nt
Organism: Oreochromis niloticus (Nile tilapia)
Lineage: Eukaryota; Metazoa; Chordata; Actinopteri; Cichliformes; Cichlidae
Product: trichohyalin
Exons: 6
Coding region: 191-4306 (1371 amino acids)
Biological process (GO): regulated exocytosis
Cellular component (GO): intracellular membrane-bounded organelle
Molecular function (GO): small GTPase binding
Source: RefSeq, a predicted model, not a curated record
CUUUAUCCAACCAAGGCCCCUUUCUCCGUGUAACCACGCCCAAUCAGCUGGUUCCUGAAGUUCAGCGAGCCUCAGGAGGAAAAAAAAAACUUUCCCUCGCUUCUGUGCGGUCUCACGGUGAGCCGAUGGUAGUCACCACUGUGUUUUGUUUUGGAGGAUUACGUUUUUAACGGCUCUGAGUCGUGUCAGCAUGUCCUUGACGGAUCAGCAGUGGUGUCCCACAAGCGUCCAGGUAACGGUACUCCAAGCCAGGAGCCUUAGGAUAAAGGGGAAAAGUGGCACCAACGAUGCCUACGCGGUCAUACAAGUGGGCAAAGAGAAGUACCAGACUUCAGUGGUGGAGAAAUGCGUGGCUCCGGUGUGGAAGGAGGAGGCCUCUUUCGACCUCCCGCAGCUGAACCAGGGAGGAGGAGGAGGCGGCACGCUGCACGUCCACGUCCUUCACCGGGCUCUGGUGGGCCCGGACAAACUGCUGGGGCAGGCGGUCAUUAAUCUGUCCCAGCUCAGUGAGGACAAAACACGCAACAAGACCGAAUGGUUUAAACUUCUUGAUAAGACUGGUAAGCCAGACAAAGACAGAGGAGAGGUGCUUCUGGAUAUCCAGUUCAUGAGAAACAACAUGACUGCCAGCAUGUUCGACCUAUCUGCUGCUGGCAAAUCUCGGUCUCGUCUGGGCAAGUUCAAGGACAAAGUUCGUGGCAAGAAAAAGGAGUCAGAUUCUGUGACCAGCGUGGCGCCGUCCUUCAGUCAGGUCCUGACGGACAGCGAGGAGGAAGGCAACGGGGAUAGUGAAGCGGUGGCAGGCAAGGAUGGAAAACACAAGAAACACAAGAUUAAGUCUUUGUUUUCUCCAAAGUCCAACUUGCAGAAGAGUAUGUCUCAGUCCAUGUCUGUUCUGCCUGGGAAGAACUCCACGCUCACUGGCAGCCAAUCAUCUGGUCUGAAUGUCGAUUCCUCAGAGGGUAAAAAGAAGUUCAAGUUCAUGAUACAUAAACGCUCAGGCAGCUCAGGUGGCAAGGAUUCAUCAUCUGGUCGUGAAAAACAGGUUUCUGUAGAACAGAGUAAUUUAUGCAUCAAUGGCAGUCACAUAUACUGUGAGGAGCCGCCACCUCGGACUUCUCGCAUCAGCUCAAACUUCAGUCUGGCCAGUUCAGGUCAUGGAUCAAUGGAGGAUGUCCCUGAAAACUCUCCACCACCUGAGCAACAAAAGGCCGCGAGGAAGUGUUCACCUUGGGAAGAGGAUGAGGAGGAGGAGGAGGAGGAGGAGGAGGAAGACGACACUCCUGAAGUUGAAAACGUUAAAGCGAAUGUGAGUGAAUCAAAAAGGACUAUAAUAGAGGAGGAGAGGAAAGAAGAGAAGGUUAAGAGGCAACAAGAGAGGCUUGAAAGUUUAGCUGAGGACAGAGAAAAACAAGAGGAAGAGGAGACAAGGAGUAAAGAAGAGGAAAAGAAUAGAAGAGAGGAAGAAAAGAGAAGACAAGAGCAAGAGGAAAGGGUUAGGAUGGAAGAAGAGCGUGAAAGAUUGGCAGAGGAAAAGAGACUACAAGACCUAGAGAGAAGGAAAAUGGAGGAGGAAGAGAAAAAGAAAAGAGAUGAAGAGGAAAGGAUUAGAAUUGAGCAAGAGAAAAAGAGGUUAGAAGAAGUGGAGAGGGUUAAGAUGGAAGCGAGAAGGCAAGAAGAGCAAAAACUGGCAGAGGAAAAGAGACUGGAGGAAGAGAAGAGGGCACAGGAAGAGAGGAGAAGGCAAGAAGAAGAGGCAAAAAUAGCUGAGGAGAAGAGACUGAAGGAAGUAGAGAGAAGGAAACUUGAGGAGGAAAGAAGAAAGCAAAGAGAUGAAGAGGAAAGAAUUAGAAUUGAGCAAGAGAAGAAGAGACUAGAAGAGGAGGAGAGGGUUAGGAUGGAGGAAAAGAGAAGGCAAGAAGAGCAAAAACUGGCAGAGGAAAAGAGACUAGAGGAAGAGAAGAGGGCACAGGAAGAGAGGAGAAGGCAAGAAGAAGAGGCAAAAAUAGCAGAGGAAAAGAGACUGAAGGAAGUAGAGAGAAGGAAACUUGAGGAGGAAAGAAGAAAGCAAAGAGAUGAAGAGGAAAGAAGUAGAAUUGAGCAAGAGAAGAAGAGACUAGAAGAGGAGGAGAGGGUUAAGAUGGAGGAAAAGAGAAGGCAAGAAGAGCAAAAACUGGCAGAGGAAAAGAGACUUGAGGAAGAGAGGACAAGGCAAGAAGAAGAGGCAAAAAUAGCUGAGGAAGAAGAGCGGAUUAGAAAGGAAAACGAGGAGAAGGAGGAAGAGAUGAGACGAAGAGAGGAGGAGGAGGAGCUGCUGAGAAAACUAGAAGAAGAGCGUGAGAAAAAGAGGAUACAGUUGGAGCAGGAAAGGAAGCAGAGGGAGGAAGAAGAGAGGGUUAGGAAAGAGGAAGAGAAGAAAAGGAAAGAAGAGGAGGAACAGGCUAAGAGAGAAAGGAAAGAACAUGAGAGAUUAGAGGAGGAGAGGAAACUUCGGGAAGAAAGGAAGCGGAUUGAGGCAGAGGAGAAAAUUAGACGGCAAGAAAGGAUCAGGAUGGAAGAAGAGGAAAAAAAGAGACUAAAAGAACAAGAAAAUCAAAGAGCUGAAGAGGAAAGACUUAGGAAAGAGGAGGAGAAGAGACAGGAGGAUGAGGAGAGGGCUAGGAAGCAAAGGGAAGAAUAUGAAAGACUGUUAGAGGAAAAAAUGCAACAAGAAGAACAAAGAAGACUUGAGGAAGAGGAAAGAAUUAGAAGGGAAGAAGAGAAAAGGGUUAGGAUGGAGGAAGAGAUGAAGAGGAGAAAAGAGGUAGAAGAAGAGAGGGCUAGAAAGGAAAAGGAAGAAAUGGAGAGGCUGGAGGAAGAGAGAAGACUGCAGGAACAAGAAAAGAGGAGGAUUGAGGAAGAGGAGAGGAUUAGGAGAGAGAAGAAAGAAGAGGAGACAAGGAAGCUGGAGAAGUUGAGCAAUGCAGAAGAGCAAGAGAAAAGGGAAAACACAACAAAAGAUGAAGUUAGGGCUGCAGGGAAGAAACCCAAAGAGAGCAGUCCUGCAGUCACUUCCACUAAUCCUUUUGAUGAAACCUUCUCUUCCAACCCCUUUGAGGAGAUUCCCGAGUCCCCCGACAGCAGCACAGCCGAAGAGCCAACGGUUCAGCAACGGUGUCACUCUGCCGUGUCAUCGGUGAGAAGUGAGACCGGUUCCGUGGAUGAAAAGGACCUGAUUAGUACUCAACGAGAGAAGCGACCAGCUCCUCAGCCGCCAGUAAGGAGUCAAGCUGGGAAGCAGCCUCACAGGGAGCAGGAUGUGCCGGCACGACAUCUGGCACAAAUUAACAAGCAAAGCAAAGACAAAGAUGUCAAAACUGUCAGUGUUUCCCCACAGCGCUCGGUGCAAAUGAUCGCUCCGCUGUGUAGGUCUCCCACAGAUUCAAAGAACUCCCAGAGCCUGAUGCAAAGCAAUAACGCUAAUGGAACAACAAAUGCAGCCAAACACAGCAAACGUCCUGCGCCGUCCGUACCUCCUCCUGUGGGAGAAAAGCAGUCAUCGGAACCAAAAACGAGCUCUAAUCUAGGUGGUGCAGAGACCAAACAAGUUAAAGUUGUUUGUGGCUUAAAUCCUUUUGAGGAUGAUGAAGAUGAAAGUGAGCUCACAGCUCAAGAUGACAGAGACACAGCAGUCUCUAGUAAUACUGGUUCAAUAUGCUGGCCUCCAGCUGUGUCACAAACUGCAGAUAAAGAUGCUGCCUCUCAACCGAAAAUCAAAUCCUCAAAGACGGCCCACGCUCCCCUACCUCCUGCAAAGAAUGACAUCAGCUCAAACACUUUAACGGACCCCGAUAACGGUGCACUCCAAGCAUGCGACCCAUAUUAUGAGUCCACAAGUCCUGGGCAUGUCCCAGUGAGUCCACUCCAAGAGUCCCAGUCCCUUAAAGUCCAGAAUAUAGUGGAGGCAGGUGUGAAAAAAGACAGGGCCCCUACACCUUCACGCAGGCUUCAGCCGGUAAGACCUCUUAAUCCUCUCGAGCAGCAGGGUGCCUCAGUUGUUCAAGGGGAAAAUGAAAACAAAUCCACAGGAAUCCCCAGUGGACUUCAGGACAAAACAACGGUGGAUGACAGUGGGAUGAAAGGGCCUUACUCCCAGCUGACCCGGCAGGAACUGAUCUCUCUGAUCCUGAAACAGGAGAACCAGCUCUCGGAGAGAGAUGAUAAGAUAUCGGAGCUGGAGCAGUACAUUGAUAAUUUACUUGUGCGAGUCAUAGAAGAGAUGCCAAGUAUCCUCAUGUCCUUGACCGCUAUGAAGAAAGCUGCUUAGGUAGCUUUGCAGGCGUCACUGUAUUCUUGCCGCACUUAAUCAGACCUGUUUAUUCACAGCUCGUCCACAUUAGAAAUAUCACUUUAAAGAUGUAUUGGUUACGUUAAUGCAACUGGAAUAUUUUUGCUGUAAAGUAUGGAGGAACACUUUAGAUUUCAAAUAUGUCAUCACCCAAUAAAAUUAACCAUUUGAGGGAAAGAAAAUCUUUGAAAUAUUUAGCUCUCUCAGCUAAAGGAUUCAGUUUGGAAAGACGCUGUAGUUUUUAGAUAAUCGAUAAAUUUAGACAUUUGUUUCAUGUGAGAGUUUAAAGGAUAUCUUGUAUAUAUUUGGUCAUGCCUUUCAUCUUUCUUCUGGAAAUAACUUUGAUAAAAAUCCUGCCAGCGUAGCAGACUUGUUGCAUUUCAUGGCGAAACUCCAGUUGAUUUCUCUCUGUAGAGCUUAAUGUCAAAGUUUACUGCUAAUCCCCAUGUGCACUUUAAGUAGCUCACACUAUUAACUGUUAAGACACUGAACACUGUACUGAGUAUUUUUACUGCUUAAAUAAAUUUGAAAAAUAAAAUAAAACCAUGAAUUAAUACAAA